Verticillium alfalfae VaMs.102 is the source of this 750-nucleotide messenger RNA. Its product is annotated as acetylesterase. The record is from RefSeq and is a predicted model, not a curated record. Lineage: Eukaryota; Fungi; Ascomycota; Sordariomycetes; Glomerellales; Plectosphaerellaceae. The transcript is spliced from 2 exons. Gene Ontology annotation, molecular function: hydrolase activity. Bases 1 to 750 code for a protein of 249 amino acids.
AUGAAGUUCCUCAGCCUCAUCCUUGCACUCACCGCCCUGGCGCCCGUCGAUGCCAGGCCGAAGAAGGCGGCCAAGCCUCCCUACUUCGUCCUCACUGGCGACUCGACAGUUGCCGUCGCCGGAGGCUGGGGCGACGGCUUCCUGUCUUACGUGAAGGCCCCCGCAGACGGCAUCAAUCCUGCCAAGAGCGGCGCGACGACCGCCUCGUUCAGGGCCGAUGGCCGUUGGAACACGACCAUCACCGCCGUCCAGGAGAACGUCGACACCCACUCCCCCAUUGUCACCAUUCAGUUCGGUCAUAACGACCAGAAGGCCACGUCGGGCAUCUCUCUGGAGAAGUUUCAGGCCAACCUCGUGGCCCUCGCCGAAGAGGUCAUCGCUGCCGGCGGCACACCUAUCCUCAUCACCUCGUUGACGCGCCGCGCCUUCAACGGAAGUGCCGUCAUUGAGAACCUGAACGAGCACAGCGCCGCCGCCAUCGCCGCUGCCGAGAGCCUCGGUAUUGACUACCUCGACCUCAACAAGGCCAGCACGGCGUAUGUCAAUGCCAUCGGAAAGGCCAACGCUGACCUCUACAACCUUUCGUCCGGCGACAGGACACACCUCAACCCAUCCGGCGAAAAGGUCUUUGGCCGUUUGGUGGUCGACCUGCUGCUGAAGAAGCGCAAGGACCUCCGCCGCUACUUCGAGAAAGACGUGGCUCUGAGCAAGAAGAUUGCGGCGGGCGAGUACGCCACUGGCGAUGAGUAG